Molecule: messenger RNA, 2281 nt
Organism: Cylas formicarius (sweet potato weevil)
Lineage: Eukaryota; Metazoa; Arthropoda; Insecta; Coleoptera; Brentidae
Exons: 10
Coding region: 221-2026 (601 amino acids)
Biological process (GO): long-chain fatty acid metabolic process; fatty-acyl-CoA biosynthetic process
Molecular function (GO): long-chain fatty acid-CoA ligase activity
Source: RefSeq, a predicted model, not a curated record
AUUACUAUACAUACACACAACAAACACUGUUGCCGUUUGAGCAGGUCGCUUUCAGUAAUUCUGAAAAAAUCAGUGACACUUUCCUGUUGUUUGUGAAAGUGGGACUAGUAAUUCACGAAAGGAAAUUCAGUUAGUGUUUUUAUUGAAUUUUGUUAACUUUUUCAUACAAAAUUUGAAUAAAUUGUGUUCCGCAACCGGUAUAAUACAGAUUUAACCGAAAAUGUCCAACAUAAUCUUAAAACAAGUUUCAAAUGGGGUAAUCCAACACAGUCAACGUGGAGCCGUAAGUCUUUUGGCCGUGGUUGGUUUUGGUGAAGACAAGCGAACGUUUUCCGUCUCCACGCCCAACACAUCGCUAAAAUUUUACGCAAAGAACAACACAAACAGAAGACGGCUUAAUCAAAUCAGACACUUGGGCACUGCCAUAUUAAAAUCUCCUCUCGGUACCCACGGACCCAUACCCAACGAGCACUUGGUGCAACAUGUUUACCGGUCGAUCGAUAACUUCAUGGAAGAACCAGCAGCGACAUGUGCAGCGUCUGGAAGGAGUUAUACUUAUGGAAUGUUGCGAAUGCUGAUUAACAGGUGUGCGCAAGCUCUACUAGGACAUUGCGGUUUAAAGCCUAAAGAGGUUGUCGGCUUACUUCUACCGAACAUUCCAGAAUAUAUCAUAGUGUGUCACGGUGCGCUAGAAGCUGGCCUUGCCGUCACUUUUGUCAAUCCUCUUUAUACGCCAGAUGAAAUAAAGAGGCAGUUUGAAAAUGCUGGCGUAAAGAUGAUUAUAACAAUUCCAUUACUUCUUGAAGUAGCCACAACAAUAGCACCCAGUCUUCCUGGAUACAAAUCUACAAUUUGUAUUGGCGGCGAUGAUGAUGCAUCAAAAAACGUGCAUGGUCUUAUGAGUUUACUGACAUCAGGACACGAGUCGGACUUACCCGAAAUACACCCAGAUAGCUUAGCGCUUUUACCGUAUUCUAGUGGAACAACUGGUUUACCAAAAGGUGUUAUGCUAUCGCACAGGAAUCUUGUCGCUAACUUGGUCCAAGGCGAUCAUCCAGCAAUGGUAAACAAUGAAUUUACGAAAAGUGGAGAGAGACAUAAAGUACUCACAGUCCUACCAUUUUUCCAUAUUUAUGGAUUUAACGGGAUUAUGAAUAUCAGCUUACGUACGGGCUGCCAUCUGAUCACCAUACCACGAUUCACUCCUGAAGACUACAUUAAAGCCCUGGAAGAACAUCAACCAUCAUAUCUUUUUGUGGUUCCAUCACUGCUUCUUUUCUUGGCGACGCAUCCCGCUGUGAAAACGGAACACUUGAGCUCUGUAGAGGGCAUAACGUCCGGAGCAGCGCCUUUAACAGAAGGUUUAUUGCAAAAAUUCAGACAGAAACUAGAUAAUCCUAAUGUCUCCAUUAGACAGGGUUACGGUAUGACAGAAACUUCUCCAGUUACAUUCCUAAUGCCCAUAUUAACUCCUCCAUCGAAAAUUGGCACCAUAGGGUUGCUUUAUCCUGGCACCGAAGCAAAAGUUAUCAGCCUAAAGAAUGGAGAGCCUCUCGGAACGCAUCAGGCUGGCGAGCUGUUAGUACGUGGACCCCAAGUUAUGAUGGGAUAUAUGAAUAAUGAAAAAGCAACCGCUGAAAUAAUUGAUGAAGAAGGUUGGCUUCACACGGGUGACGUGGUUUAUUACGAUGAAGAUGGUUAUUUUUACAUUGUGGACAGAUGUAAAGAACUCAUCAAAGUAAAAGGAAAUCAGGUAUCGCCUACAGAGCUAGAAAAUCUAAUCAUGGAAAUUGAAGGCAUAAUGGACGCAGCCGUGGUGGGUAUCCCAGACGAUUUAGCCGGAGAAGUACCAAGGGCGUACGUAGUAACUAAACCAGGACAAAAUUUAAAUGAAGAGGACAUUCAGAGGUUUGUAAGUGCCAAAGUAACACACUACAAAAAGCUCGCCGGAGGAGUGAAGUUUAUCAAUUCCAUCCCCAGAAACCCCAGCGGUAAAAUACUGAGACAGGAACUAAAAUUGCAAUAAUAUCACGGCUUUUCCGAUUCCGAAUAAUUAAUAAGUAUUUAUGUAUGGUCUAAAUGUUUAGAUUUUUGUUUUGUACAUUUUUUAAAUAAUAUUAUUAGUAUCUAGAAUUAUUUGUACAAUUUAUUUUUAUGGUGAAAGUGUAUCUAUUUUAUUUAUAAUUAUACGUUUUAUUUUAGAUGUAAAUUUGUAAAUAUUUGUUAGUUUUAUGGACCGAGCAUGUAUAUUUUUAUAAAUAAAAUGUUUUAAAAUUGAUAA